AUGUGGUGUUAUAUCAAAUCAUUAUUCGGAUUUCAUCAACAACAACAAGACAACUGUCUUCUCUCUUCAAUGUAUGGACAGUCAUAUAUUACAGUCCCUUCUGAACUUGCAACAACAUUAACAUUUUCACAAUUAACCCUCCAACCUUCUCAACAAAAAAUUAAAAAGGAAAAAAUUACUUUGGACAAGGUGUAUAACGAAGCUAAACCACAAAACCCAACGAUUUCUCAACAAAUAAGACGAGUUGGAAAAAUAUUUGCUGUGUUAUCUGAAGACAGAAAAAAAGAUAUUUUAGAUUUAAUUAGUCCAUCCUCUACAGUGAUUAUAAGCAACCCUAGACUUAGAAUGAAAAUGAUUGAGAAAAGAAUUAACCAAAUGAAUAAACGCAUCAAACAACUUGAAGAAAUACAAAAAGGAAAAGAUGUUGAAACACAAAAAAUAAAACUAUAA
This is a messenger RNA of Entamoeba histolytica HM-1:IMSS, 450 nucleotides long. RefSeq lists its product as uncharacterized. The transcript has a single exon. The record is from RefSeq and is a predicted model, not a curated record. Lineage: Eukaryota; Evosea; Mastigamoebida; Endamoebidae. Bases 1 to 450 code for a protein of 149 amino acids.